This is a messenger RNA of Cordyceps militaris CM01, 324 nucleotides long. RefSeq names its product sedoheptulose-1,7-bisphosphatase. The record is from RefSeq and is a predicted model, not a curated record. The transcript is spliced from 2 exons. The coding region runs from base 1 to 324 and encodes 107 amino acids. Lineage: Eukaryota; Fungi; Ascomycota; Sordariomycetes; Hypocreales; Cordycipitaceae.
AUGGAGCGUCUGAUUUGCGUUGCACAGCCGAUUGCACGUAUACAUUGUCUUACCGAGAUACUCGCACAGGCAAGAGUUGAUUGGCCUCAUCGCUACCGCGACGGGGUCAGGACGAGGUUCUUCGCGCCGGCGAACCUGCGCGCCGCGUCCGAGUCGCCCGCGUACAUGGCGCUCGUGCAGCACUACAUCACGGAGCGCUACACGCUGCGCUACAGCGGCGGGUUGGUGCCCCCGACCUGGUGCAUGCCAUGGUCAAGGGCCCACGGCAUCUACGUCUCGCCCCGUGUCAUCGGGCAGCCGCGCCAGGCUGCGCAGGCUGUUUGA